AGCUGAGCUUUCGGCAUGAGCAGCGAUGCCGAGAUGGCCCAGUAUGGGCCGGCGUCCAUCUUUCUCCGUAAACCUGAGAAGGAGCGAGUAGAGGCUCAGAACCGGCCUUUCGAUGCUCGGACCGCCUGCUUUGUGCCCGAUGCCAAAGAGCUGUACAUCAAAGGAGUGAUCCAGAAGAGGGACGGAGAACAAGUCACCGUGAAGACAGCAGCUGAUGAGAUUGUAACAGUCAAAGAGGAAGACGUACACCCAAUGAAUCCUCCGAAGUACGAUAAGAUCGAGGACAUGGCGAUGAUGACGCACCUGAACGAGCCGUCCGUGCUGUUUAACCUCAAAGAGCGUUACGCAGCCUGGAUGAUUUAUACCUACUCAGGGCUCUUCUGUGCCACCGUAAAUCCCUACAAGUGGCUGCCAGUUUACGAACCACAGGUGGUGGCAGCCUACAGAGGGAAGAAGAGGAUGGAGGCUCCCCCCCAUAUUUUCUCCGUCUCUGAUAACGCAUAUCAAAAUAUGCUCACAGAUCGUGAGAACCAGUCUGUCCUGAUCACUGGAGAAUCUGGUGCAGGAAAGACCGUCAACACCAAACGUGUCAUCCAGUACUUUGCGACAAUCGCAGUGGCUGGAGGAGACAAGAAAGAGCACUCGUCUGGCAAAAUACAGCUGAUCUCUUCACAGGGGACGCUGGAAGAUCAAAUCAUUUCAGCAAAUCCCCUGCUUGAAGCUUUUGGGAACGCCAAAACCGUGAGGAACGACAACUCCUCACGAUUUGGUAAAUUCAUCAGAAUUCACUUUGGAACCACAGGAAAACUGGCUUCUGCUGAUAUUGAAACCUAUUUGCUGGAGAAGUCGAGAGUGACGUUCCAGCUGACUGAAGAGAGGAGCUAUCACAUCUUCUAUCAGAUUAUGACGGGACACAAACCGGAGCUCAUCGAAAUGCUUCUGAUUACAACAAACCCGUAUGACUUCCCGUUGAUCAGUCAGGGUCAGAUCGCUGUGGCCAGCAUCGACGACAGAGAAGAGCUGCUGGCUACUGAUACUGCCACUGAUAUCCUGGGCUUCACCAACGAAGAGAAAGUCGGCAUCUACAAGCUCACAGGUGCAGUGUUGCAUUAUGGGAACAUGAAGUUCAAACAGAAGCAGCGAGAGGAGCAGGCGGAGCCCGACGGCACCGAGGUGGCAGACAAAGUGGCUUUCCUCAUGGGGCUGAACUCUGCUGACUUGUUGAAGGGUCUCUGUUACCCUCGAGUCAAAGUCGGGAAUGAAUAUGUGACCAAAGGCCAGACGGUCCCACAGGUCACCAAUGCGGUCGGAGCACUGGCUAAGUCAGUGUACGAGAAGAUGUUUCUGUGGAUGGUGAUCAGGAUCAAUGAGAUGCUUGACACGAAGCAGCCGAGGCAGUUCUUCAUCGGCGUGUUGGACAUCGCAGGGUUUGAAAUAUUUGAUUUUAACAGCAUGGAGCAGCUCUGCAUCAACUUCACCAACGAGAAGCUGCAACAGUUUUUCAACCACCACAUGUUCGUGCUGGAACAAGAAGAGUACAAGAAAGAGGGAAUCGACUGGGAGUUCAUUGACUUUGGGAUGGACUUAGCAGCUUGCAUCGAGCUCAUUGAGAAGCCGAUGGGGAUCUUCUCCAUCCUGGAGGAGGAGUGCAUGUUCCCCAAAGCCUCGGACACGUCCUUUAAGAACAAACUGUACGACCAACACAUGGGGAAGAACAUGGCCUUCCAGAAACCGAAGGUGGUCAAAGGGAAGCCUGAAGCUCACUUCUCAUUGCUCCAUUAUGCCGGCAAUGUGGACUACAACAUCAGCGGCUGGCUGGAGAAGAACAAAGACCCUUUGAACGAGUCAGUGGUUCAACUGUACCAGAAGUCUCCCAUGAAGCUCCUUGCCUACCUGUAUGCUUCAUUUUCAGGAGGUGACGCAGACUCUGGCGGAGACGGUGCAGGAGGGAAAGGUGGAAAGAAAGGAGCGAAGAAGAAGGGCGGCUCCUUUCAGACGGUGUCGGCUGUUUUCAGGGAAAAUCUUGGAAAACUAAUGACAAACUUGAGAAGCACACACCCUCACUUUGUGCGCUGCCUGAUUCCCAAUGAGAUCAAAACUCCAGGUAUCAUGGAUAAUCACCUGGUGAUCCAUCAGCUGCGUUGUAACGGCGUUCUGGAGGGGAUCAGGAUCUGUAGGAAAGGAUUUCCCAGCAGGAUCCUGUAUGCUGACUUCAAGCAGAGAUACAGAAUCCUGAAUGCCAGUGCGAUCCCUGAGGGCCAGUUCAUCGAUGGAAAGAAAGCUUCUGAGAAGCUUCUCGGAUCGAUCGAUCUGGAUCACACUCAGUACAGAUUUGGUUCAACAAAGGUGUUCUUUAAAGCUGGUCUACUCGGCACUCUUGAAGAGCUGCGAGAUGAAAAACUGGUGUCUCUGGUGACUCAGACUCAGGCGCUGUGUCGUGGUUACGUCAUGAGGAAAGAAUACAACAGCUUAAUCGUACAGAAAGAUUGUGUCUGGAUUCUGCAGUAUAAUCUGCGUUCCUUCAUGAACGUGAAACACUGGCCGUGGAUGAAGCUGUUUUUCAAAAUAAAACCGCUUCUGAAGAGCGCUGAGACUGAGAAGGAGAUGGCGACCAUGAAAGAAGACUUUGUCAAAUGUAAAGAGGAUCUGUCAAAGUUAGAGUCCAAGAGGAAGGAGCUCGAAGAGAAGAUGGUUUCUCUGCUGCAGGAGAAAAAUAAUCUCCUGCUCCAAGUUCAAUCAGACUCGGAGAAUCUGUGCGAUGCCGAGGAGAGGUGUGAAGGACUCAUUAAGAGUAAGAUCCAGCUGGAGGCCAAACUCAAAGAGGUGACCGAGCGGCUGGAGGACGAGGAGGAGAUGACGGCUGAGCUGACGGCCAAGAAGAGGAAGCUGGAGGACGAGUGUUCGGAGCUGAAGAAAGACAUCGACGACCUGGAGAUGACGCUCGCUAAAGUGGAGAAGGAGAAGCACGCCACAGAAAACAAGGUUAAAAACCUGAUGGAGGAGCUGGCCGGUCAGGAUGAAAACUUGGGCAAACUGACCAAGGAGAAGCGAGCGCUGCAGGAGGCUCAUCAGCAGGCGCUGGAUGAUCUUCAGGCUGAAGAAGACAAAGUGAACUCUCUGAGCAAAGCCAAGACCAAGCUCGAGCAACAAGUUGACGACCUGGAGGCGUCUCUGGAACAAGAGAAGAAGAUCCGGAUGGAUCUGGAGCGAGCGAAGAGGAAGCUGGAGGGAGAUCUGAAACUGUCCCAGGAGUCCAUCAUGGAUCUGGAGAAUGACAAACAACAAUCUGAGGAGAAGAUUAAGAAGAAAGAGUUUGAGAACAAUGACCUGCUCAGUAAAAUAUCCGACGAGCAGGCGAUCAAUAACCAGCUGCAGAAGAAGAUGAAGGAGCUGCAUGCUCGUAUUGAAGAGCUAGAAGAGGAAGUGGAGGCUGAACGAGCUAUGCGGGCGAAGAUCGAGAAGCAGCGCUCCGACCUCUCACGGGAGAUCGAGGAGAUCAGCGAGCGUCUGGAGGAGGCAGGAGGAGCGACCGCCGCUCAGAUCGAGAUGAACAAAAAGAGGGAGGCGGAGUUUUUGAAGCUUAGACGAGACCUGGAGGAGUCGACGCUGCACCACGAGGCCACCAACGCAGCGCUGAGGAAGAAGCAGGCGGACAGCAUGGCCGAGCUCGGCGAGCAGAUCGACAACCUGCAGAGAAUCAAACAGAAACUGGAGAAGGAGAAGAGCGAGCUGAAGAUGGAGGUCGACGACCUAGCCGUCAACAUGGAGACUGUGGCUAAAACGAAGGUGAACUUGGAGAAAACGUGCCGCUCCUUUGAAGAUCAGCUUAUAGAGCUGAAGACCAAGAACGAGGAAUGCAUGCGACAAAUCAACGAUCUGUCCAAUCAGAGGGCUCGAUUCCAGACCGAGAACGCGGAGUUUUCCCGGCAGAUGGAGGAGAGAGAGAGUCUGAUAUCUCAGCUGACGAGAGGGAAACAAGGAUUCACCACUCAGAUUGACGAGUUAAAGCGUCUAUUCGAGGAGGAGACGAAGGCGAAGAACGCUCUGGCUCACAGUGUGCAGUCUGCCCGUCAUGACUGCGACCUCCUGCGGGAGCAGUACGAGGAGGAGCAGGAGGCGAAGGCGGAGCUGCAGAGGACUUUAUCCAAAGCCAACACGGAGGUGGCUCUGUGGAGGAACAAGUACGAGACCGACGCCAUCCAGAGGACGGAGGAGCUGGAGGAGGCCAAAAAGAAGCUGGCUCAGCGUCUGCAGGAGGCCGAGGAGCAGAUUGAGGCGAUCAACUCUAAAUGUGCGUCUCUGGAGAAAACCAAGCAGCGUCUGCAGAAUGAGAUGGAGGAUCUGAUGGUGGACGUGGAGAGAUCCAACAGCUUAGCCGCUACGCUCGAUAAGAAGCAGAGGAACUUUGAUAAGAUUCUGGCUGAGUGGAAGCAGAAGUUUGAGGAGUCUCAGGCCGAGCUGGAGAGUUCUCAGAAAGAGUCUCGCUCUCUGAGCACGGAGCUGUUCAAACUGAAGAACUCGUACGAAGAAGCUCUCGAUCACCUGGAGACCAUGAAGAGGGAGAACAAAAACCUGCAGCAGGAGAUCGCCGACCUGACGGAACAACUCGGGGAGAGCGGGAAGACAGUCCAUGAACUUGAGAAAUUCAAGAAGACGGUGGAGACGGAGAAAUAUGACAUGCAGACCUCUCUGGAGGAAGCUGAGGCCACUCUGGAGCAGGAGGAGUCCAAGAUCCUCCGGGCUCAGAUGGAGCUGAACCAGGUGAAGGCGGAGGUGGACAGGAAGUUGGCGGAGAAGGAGGAGGAGAUGGAGCAGCUGAAGAGGAACCAGCAGAGAGUGAUGGAGUCCAUGCAGAACACGCUGGACUCCGAGGUCCGCAGCAGGAACGACGCUCUGAGACUGAAGAAGAAGAUGGACGGAGACCUGAACGAGAUGGAGAUCCAGCUGAGCCACGCCAACAGGCAGGCUGCCGAGUCCCAGAAACAGCUGAGGAACCUACAGGGACAACUCAAAGACGCUCAGAUCCACCUGGACGACUCUCUGCGAGGACACGACGACAUGAAGGAGCAGGUCGGCAUGAUGGAGCGAAGAACCACCCUGAUGCAGGCGGAGAUCGAGGAGCUGCGAGCCGUCGUCGAGCAGAGCGAGCGUAGCCGCAAACUAGCCGAACAGGAGCUGGUCGACACCAGCGAGAGGGCGGGGCUUCUGCACUCUCAGAACACAAGUCUCCUAAACACCAAGAAGAAGCUGGAGGCCGACGUGACUCAGUUUCACUCUGAGAUCGAAGAAGCCGUUCAGGAGGCGAGAAACGCAGAGGAGAAGGCCAAAAAGGCCAUCACUGACGCGGCCAUGAUGGCGGAGGAGAUGAAGAAGGAGCAGGACACGUGUGCUCACCUGGAGAGGAUGAAGAAGAACCUGGAGGUGACGGUGAAGGACCUGCAGCACCGACUGGACGAGGCCGAAAACCUCGCCAUGAAGGGCGGGAAGAAGCAGCUGCAGAAGCUGGAAGCUCGGGUCCGUGAGCUGGAGACGGAGCUGGAGGCCGAACAGAAACGCUCCUCGGACGCCAUCAAAGGAGUCCGAAAGUAUGAGAGGAAAAUCAAAGAGCUCUCCUACCAGGCUGAUGAAGACAAAAAAAACAACAUCAGACUGCAGGACUUGGUGGACAAACUGCAGAUCAAGAUGAAGGCGUACAAACGGAACGCUGAGGAGGCUGAGGAGCAGUGUAACGUGCACAUGGCGAGGUUCAGGAAGGCUCAGCACGAGCUGGAGGAGGCUGAAGAGAGAGCCGAUGUAGCCGAGUCUCUGGCCAACAAGAUGAGAGUCAAGAGCAGAGAAAUAGGAGCAAAGGCUCAGGAAGGACCGGGCGAGUAGCUGAGAGUCGGACAGGACUUAAAGAUGUGCAUGAUGAAACGUGUGUUUGAAAACAAAUAACAAAACCGUAGUUUAUAGUUUUAACAAAGUUUAACAUUUUGAACUAUAAUAUCAGUGAAUCAAAUGAGAAAAGGUUUUGAUUGACCCUAACCCCGAACACAAAUAUAGAUGAAGUGACAUAUUGAAUCAUGACAUGCAAUCCCAUUCUAACAGUGAACUAAAUAUAAACACAAAAAUAUCUUUAUUAGAAAAACAACAACAAAUAAAACUACAAACAACUGUCACAAUACUAAUGAGAUUUAAAUAAUAAAAAUUAAAAAUACAUUGUUGUUUAAUGGCCCUUUAUCUGAAUUAUUGUCUCUUCUAGCUGUUGUGUCAAGUCCUUUUAUUUAUCCUCAGUGAAUCCAUUCAUUAAUUCAUUCAUCCAUAAUGAUUCAAAAACAAAGAAACAGCCACUGAGGCUUCAGCAUCACUGACUCACACUGUGUAUGGAAACCUGAUCCUUUGAAAUGUGUUUAAAUUAAAAUGAUAAAGCCAACAAUAAUAAUUCCACUAACACAAACUGUAGUUUCCCCUCAUUUCUCAAACCACAUUUUAAUGUCUCCUUAGCUGCUCUUUCUCUUUUCUUGUCUUCAGUUUGAGAAAACAAAUAAAUAUCAUAUUAAA
Messenger RNA from Labrus mixtus (cuckoo wrasse), 6540 nucleotides. Its product is annotated as myosin heavy chain, fast skeletal muscle-like. Gene Ontology annotation, molecular function: ATP binding; cytoskeletal motor activity; actin filament binding. Gene Ontology annotation, cellular component: myosin complex. The transcript is spliced from 39 exons. The coding region runs from base 16 to 5874 and encodes 1952 amino acids. Lineage: Eukaryota; Metazoa; Chordata; Actinopteri; Labriformes; Labridae. The record is from RefSeq and is a predicted model, not a curated record.